AUGUUUUAUUGCUUAAUUCGUUCGUUCCGUUUGCCCGUUAGUUUAAAAAUGUUCCUUAAUUUUUUAUUGGUUAAUUUCGUAAACGUUGGAAUAAAAAAGUUAUAUUUAGUAAAUUGGUUAAUUAUUACCAAUAUUACGUUGCGCUUUUUGCCGGUUUUAUUUACUAACCAAUCCGUAAAAUGUUUAUAUUUUCGGGUUUGUUUGCUGGUAUACUUAAUACGUUCUUUUAGCUAUGCUUUUGUAACCCCCCCGUUAAGUUAUCGUAUUAUUUCCAAAGCAUUGCCCGUUGUAAUAACGCUAAAUUUAAAAUUUAAAUUUUCUUUUUAUGCUUAA
This is a messenger RNA of Gaeumannomyces tritici R3-111a-1, 333 nucleotides long. RefSeq lists its product as hypothetical. The record is from RefSeq and is a predicted model, not a curated record. The transcript has 4 exons. NCBI's taxonomy places the organism in Eukaryota, Fungi, Ascomycota, Sordariomycetes, Magnaporthales, Magnaporthaceae. Bases 1 to 333 code for a protein of 110 amino acids.